This is a messenger RNA of Caenorhabditis sp. 36 PRJEB53466, 2110 nucleotides long. Lineage: Eukaryota; Metazoa; Nematoda; Chromadorea; Rhabditida; Rhabditidae. The record is from the annotation of a GenBank genome assembly.
AUGCCGGAAAGCGACGAGAAGAAGGCGGGAUCGGGCACAGAUUCGAGCAGUGGGGUCCAGUCGAAAUCCGAGGAGUCUGUGCCGCACGAGGUAUUGAAAACGCGCUCCAAUAAUAACUUUCGAAGUACACUAGAGCGCAUUAGUGGCACCAGAAACUGGUUAAAAGAGUUCAGACUGUGAUCCUUUGCAGGUGUGCCGGAAAUGGGGAUCCCUCGUGUACAAGGUCUACGAGUGAGCAAUUUCUCUGAGUUUAAACCCGAAAUCUGGAAUUUCAGACGAAUGGUCCGCGAAUCGGAGGUCUCGUUCUUCGUGUCGACUCCCCAAAUGAUCAGCAAUAUCGGUUUUCUGUUGGGCGCCUGCGGAAUCAAGGUUUCAGUGUAUUAUUUGUAGUCGUGGAGACUGUUAAGGCAUCUUCAGGAAACGGAAAGCGUCGUGGAUUGCUAUGACGCCGGAUGCGGAAAAACGGACGUAAGUGCGCUCCAAUGAGAAUCGAGAUGAUAUUGGACACAGAUCGACUCGCUGAUCGACUAUACUCAAAAGUUCGCGCACAGUUGGAGUGCCGAGUUUCGCAAUCUUUGUGGAGGUUUCCAAGAUACUCUCGGGGGGCGAAUUUGAGAAUUUAAAAGUAUUUCAGGAAAACACUACGAAGCUCGCCGAGUCUACGCUCAUCCGAAGUUUGUGCAUCCGCACGACGAAGACGUUUUCAAGCUUUUCAAGCAUUUUCGUGUACAAGAAAAGGUUUUCGAAGGGAACGCCGAAGUAAAACUCUGGCUCGCGCACGCCCUGAAAGUGAGUGGAGCACGUUCGUAUACAGUAUACCCAAUUGAAUUCAGAUAGAAGUGAGCUCGAGCCAGAAGCCGUUGAUCAUGUGGAAGUGGGGAUUGUCUCCGAUCGACCAGAUCAAACAACGCAAAAUGGGUCUCGCCGCGUUCGAAGAGCUCGGCUCGAAAGUGCGACAGACGGAGACGAAGAAGACGGGCGGAAAGUACGAUUUCGCGUCGUGGCGGCCGGCGCAAGAUUCGGACGAAGGGGAGAAGAAGGCGCCGAUUCUCGUGUGGACGAACCAUGCGAUCGUGGAAAUGCCCAGCGAGAUGUUCGACGCGGAGAGGAUCUGGACGUGGAACAAAUUAGAGUAUUAUCGGAUUCAAGAGACGCCCGUCAGGAAGAUCAGUGUUGUGGCCGGAGAGUACGGUAGGCGAAAUUGCUAUAAAUAGAGCUGAUAACUUUUUGCUAUCUCAACACACACUCCCAUUUCCAGACUUCCACACUCUGAUCCUUCCCACCGCAAAUCGCUCCCUCCUCCUCUUUCUCUUUUACAACCACGACGGCCAAAUGUGCUCUCUGGACACUCUCAAAGAUCUCGUGACCGCUUUUCAGAACCGCGCGCCCGUUAUUCUCCGAAAACGGAAUAGUGUCAGUGAAUACUCGGUCCGCUCUGCCUUCACUUUCCCGUUUUCAGGCGGAUGUGAAAGAGAAGAGGACGAUUUACGUGCCGAAAUGGGAGCACAAGGAUCUGCCGGCGAGCCGCGUGGCCGAUCACAUGAUGGCCUCGCUCAACGUGCUCUCCUUCUUCCGCGCCGGCGGAUUCGGCGGUCUCGCCCAUCCGGACGCUGUUCCCUCCUCGUCCGGCGACCCGAAAAAAGUGAGCCACAUCCAGCACUACGGCCUUUUUUCGUUCCUCAACGCCCAGCAAGAGCCGAACUCCCAACCGCCGUGAGCUCUUUUCUUUUCCCAUUUCAAAUUGGCCUUUGUUCCAAUUUCAGCUCGAGUUCGCUUAUUGCUCCUGGAGCUCCGAAAUCGAAAAAGACGGACAAAUUCAGGAAAAUGCCAAUCGAAGAGCCGGACGGUGAGCUCUUUUCGUUAGAUUGUGAAUAUUCAGAAUCCGUUUGCAGCGUCCUCCGUCGAAUUCGUUCCAUUUCCGUUCUGUCUGAUCGUUUGGGACUGCCAUCGAGAUCUGCCGGCCUACAUGGGAAAGUGAGUACAGUAAUCCGCUCUACAGUAACCCGUUUUGUCUUUCAGACUGACUGGAGAGCCGACGGAGCAAGAGUUGGAGGAGCGGAAAAGAGAAAAGUCUGCAAAGCAGAAGAACCAGAUCUGCAGUAUUUGUUAA